This is a messenger RNA of Ceratotherium simum simum (southern white rhinoceros), 1975 nucleotides long. NCBI's taxonomy places the organism in Eukaryota, Metazoa, Chordata, Mammalia, Perissodactyla, Rhinocerotidae. The record is from RefSeq and is a predicted model, not a curated record.
AUGGCCUUGCAUGUGUCCUGGGAGCCUUAUGGAGCCGGGCAGCAGUACACAGCCAGAGGUGUUUGCAAGAGCAAGCCCUUGGACUUGGUUUUUAUCAUUGAUAGUUCUCGAAGCGUAAGGCCCCUGGAGUUCACCAAAGUGAAAACCUUUGUCUCCCAGAUAAUUGACACUCUGGACAUUGGGGCAGCGGACACGCGGGUGGCAGUGGUGAACUAUGCGAGCACCGUGAAGAUCGAGUUCCAUCUCCAGACCCACUUGGAUAAGCAGUCCUUGAAACAGGCCGUGGCUCGAAUCACACCCUUGGCUACAGGCACCAUGUCGGGCCUGGCCAUCCAGACAGCGAUGGACGAAGCCUUCACAGUGGAGGCAGGAGCUCGGGCACCCAGCUACAACAUCCCAAAGGUGGCCAUCAUCGUGACAGACGGGCGGCCCCAGGACCAGGUGAACGAGGUGGCUGCUCGGGCCCGGGCAUCUGGUAUUGAGCUCUAUGCUGUGGGUGUGGACCGGGCAGACAUGGAGUCCCUCAAGAUAAUUGCCAGUGAACCCCUAGAGGAGCAUGUCUUCUACGUGGAGACCUAUGGGGUCAUUGAGAAACUUUCCUCUAGGUUCCAGCAGACGUUUUGCGCUCUGGACCCAUGCAUGCUUGGCGCCCACCAGUGCCAGCACGUGUGCGUCAGUGACGGGGAGGGCAAGCACCACUGCGAGUGCAGCCAAGGAUAUGCCCUGAAUGCCGACGGGAGGACGUGUUCUGCUAUCGAUAAAUGUGCUCUUAACACUCAUGGAUGUGAACACAUCUGUGUGAACGACAGAACUGGCUCUUACCAUUGUGAGUGCUAUGAAGGUUAUACCUUAAACGAAGAUAAGAAAACUUGUUCAGCUCAAGAUCAAUGUGCUUUUGGUAGACAUGGCUGUCAGCACAUUUGUGUGAAUGACAGACCUGGGUCCCAUCACUGUGAAUGCUAUGAGGGCUACACUCUGAAUGAAGAUAAUAAAACGUGUUCAGUUCGUAACAGGUGUGCCCUGGGAUCUCAUGGCUGCCAGCACCUGUGUGUAAGUGAUGGGGCUGCGUCCUACCACUGCGACUGUUACCCCGGCUACACCUUGAAUGAAGACAAGAAGACAUGUUCAGCCAUUGAAGAAGCACGAAGACUCGUCUCCACAGAAGAUACUUGUGGAUGUGAAGCCACACUGGCAUUCCAGGAUAGGGUCAGCUCAUAUCUGCAGAGACUGAACACCAAACUUGAUGACGUUUUGGAGAAGUUGCAAGCAAAUGAAUAUGGACAAAUACAUCGUUAAGUUUCUCAAAUUUUUCACCUGGAAAAUAUGGAGAGCUUGGUGUAUUUAAUACUUUGCGUACUCCAAUGUUCCUGCUAAUAAUUUGCCAUUACAAAUGCCUGAAUAUUACUGGAUAAGUAGUAUGAGGAUCUUCUGGAGAAUCAGUAUCAUUUUUCUAAGGAAAUAAAUGUCCAGAUCCUCAUUAAGAACAAACUUUAGUGUCUAAGCUAUGACUGUGAAAUGGUUGGUAGAAAUAGAAUGAAAAGUUUAAUGUUUCUUUCUUUCUUUACUAAUUGAGCCAUUUAAUUUUUAAAUGUUUAUAUUAGUAAGAUAACCAUACUUACAAUGGGAACUUCUGAUCUAUUUUCUCUUGAUAAUAUUUAUGGUAUAAAACAAUCUUAUUACUGAAAGUGUAAAUUGUACAAAGUAUUUACACAUACAAAAGUUGAUAUAAUUAAAUUGAGAGGAAUAUAAUUUAGAACUGUUUCUUUAACAUUUUUUGUUUUUACUAGAGUAUUAUUGAAGCUGUGAUCAGGGGAUUAUAAUAUACAUAUCUAAACAUAGUUAACACAGAUCAAGUGAACAUUACAUGCCAUUUUUAAUUCAUUCUGAUGUUAGAAAGAAACACACAACUAAAGACUUUAGUUGUGAAAUAAGAAUGUUAUAACUUUUUACAAAGGGCAUAAAAUCCUACAUUUAG